Molecule: messenger RNA, 555 nt
Organism: Psylliodes chrysocephalus
Lineage: Eukaryota; Metazoa; Arthropoda; Insecta; Coleoptera; Chrysomelidae
Source: the annotation of a GenBank genome assembly
AUGCCGAUAGAACUAAUUCCUGUGAACCUUAAACCAAAGCAUAUGGGAGCUCCUCCCGCCAAAAAAUUAAAUUUUAACCCCAAUUUUCGAUUAGAUCAUUUCUACAAUUAUAAAACAGAAAGAAUAUGUCGGAUGCCUCCUUUUCGCUACAAAUUAGGAGGAAUGAAAAGUGUCUAUACUCCUUCUCCGGAUGCAUCAGUAUAUGAGAAAAGGGAUAAAUACUACUACAUACCACCAACUAAAGUUAGUAUGGUAGACAAAGGUCGAAUGAAAGAAGUGGAUGACUUCUACACAGUUUGUCAACUACAUCGUGAUCAGUAUAGAGAUGACACCGGUACCUUACAUGCUAUGAAAUACUUUGCUCCAUCCGAAUACGUUUAUCAGUGUCCUCCGGAUCCAACAACUCGUUAUCUGUCUUAUCCUGAAUACCACGUAAAAUAUAAGCAACCUUAUACUCUGCCAGUUACCAUGGAUAGAUCUUUUAAAUCUCCAUUACUGCCAGAUAGAGCACUAACGGGUGUUUUUAGCCCCUCUAGCGAUAUUGUAUGGUAUUAA